Cadophora gregata is the source of this 1014-nucleotide messenger RNA. RefSeq lists its product as uncharacterized. Lineage: Eukaryota; Fungi; Ascomycota; Leotiomycetes; Helotiales; Ploettnerulaceae. The coding region runs from base 1 to 1014 and encodes 337 amino acids. The record is from RefSeq and is a predicted model, not a curated record. The transcript has 2 exons.
AUGGCUCCAAUUGCUACUUCCAGUCUUUCCCCCUCUAUCCCAGAAGUUGCUACAGUUUUGGAGAAGUCAUUCAAAGCCCAGAACAGCACCUGGCUGUCCGACUUACAAAAGAAUGGCUACGUCGUCGUCAGAAACGCCAUCCCCCGCGAGCGAGCCAUCGCCUACCAACAAAAAGCAUUCGACUGGAUCAGCUCUCUCCGCCCCGGCUUCGAUGUCUAUAACCCCGAGACAUGGGUCAAAGACCAUCUCCCCGUCAUGAGCAAAAUCAAUACUUUCUCCACAUAUGGAGUUACACAUGAGAAGUUCAUGUGGGAUGCUCGCAUGGAGCCAGGUGUUUUAAAGGUUUUCGAGGAGUUGUGGGGGACGGAUGAGCUACUGGUUAGCUUCGAUAGCUUGAACGUCACAUUCCCGAACCGCAAAGACGUGCCGAGGAAGCCGACUUGGGAACACGUUGAUCAGACGCCGCUGAGAAGAGGACUGCAAUGUGUGCAGGGCAUUAUUAAUUUGUCGAAUGCUGGUCCUGAGGAUGGUGGGUUGAUGUGCUACCCCGGCUCCCAUCUGUUAAGCGAUGAGUUCUUCGAUACACAAACGGACAGGAAUACGUGGGAGAAGAAAGAUUAUUACGGGUUUAGUAAGGACCAACUCGAGUGGUUCCAUGCCAAAGGACUCAAGCCAUUGAAAGUCUGCGCUGAGCCAGGAGAUCUGAUUCUCUGGGAUAGCAGGACCAUUCAUUAUGGUGCUGAGCCAACGGAGAAGAGCAACACGAUCCGUACCGUAGUUUAUGCGGCAUACACUCCUGCCAAGUGGGCGACGAAAGAGGACUUGGAGGUAAAGGCAAGUAUCUUCAAGAGUUAUCUUGGUACGACACACUGGCCACAUGAGAAUUUUGUGUGGAGAGCCGCGGGGAGUAUUUUGGAAGAUGGGACGCAAGAUCCUAAGGAUAGGGAGGAGCCAUUUGAACUGCCAGAGAUGACGCCUGCAUUGUUGAAGCUUGCUGGAGCUAUGCCUUAUUAA